AAAACACACAUUCAAUUCAACAAAAAGUACUUUUUUAGUUUACAACUUUACCCUUCUCACCCACUCAUUCACUUCCACCACUGUUCUCUUUUGCAGAAACCAAAUCACAACAAAAGAAAAUGUCAACUUCUUUGCAAACUGAACUCUUCCACCUUAAACCCUUUCAUUUUCGCACCCCCUCAUCAUCAAAACGAACCUCCCUACGAUGUUCCGCCACCGUCCCUUCUUCAAAACGCUCCUACAAAAUCACUCUCCUUCCCGGCGACGGCAUAGGUCCUGAAGUUAUUUCCGUCGCUAAAGACAUUCUUCUCCUCACUGGAUCUCUCCACGGGAUUAAGCUUGAGUUUCAAGAGAAGCUUUUGGGUGGUGCUGCACUUGAUGCUACUGGUGUUCCUUUACCUGAUGACACUCUUUCUGCUGCUAAACAAUCUGAUGCUGUUCUUCUUGGUGCCAUUGGAGGGUAUAAAUGGGAUAAAAAUGAGAAACAUUUGAAGCCGGAGACUGGAUUGCUUCAGUUACGAGAAGGGCUUCAAGUUUUUGCUAAUCUCAGACCGGCGACUGUGUUUCCGCAGUUAGUUGAUGCUUCAACUUUGAAGAGAGAGGUUGCUGAGGGGGUUGAUCUCAUGGUUGUAAGGGAAUUAACUGGAGGUAUCUAUUUUGGAAAGCCAAGGGGCUUUGGUACCAAUGAAAAUGGCGAAGAGACUGGAUUUAAUACCGAGAUUUAUGCUGCACAUGAGAUUGACCGCAUUGCCCGUGUUGCAUUUAACAUUGCUCGGAAGCGUGGUGGGAAACUUUGCUCUGUUGACAAAGCCAAUGUACUAGAGGCAUCCAUGUUUUGGAGGAAAAGAGUAGUGGCAUUGGCACAAGAAUAUCCUGAUGUUGAGCUCUCACACAUGUAUGUCGAUAAUGCAGCAAUGCAACUUGUUCGCUAUCCAAAACAGUUUGACACUAUUGUAACAAACAACAUUUUUGGCGAUAUAUUAUCUGACGAGGCUUCAAUGAUCACUGGAAGUAUUGGGAUGCUUCCUUCUGCUAGCCUUGGGGAUUCGGGACCUGGACUUUUUGAACCUAUACAUGGUUCUGCACCCGAUAUUGCUGGACAGGACAAAGCAAACCCAUUUGCUACUGUUCUUAGUGCUGCUAUGCUUUUGAAAUAUGGUCUUGGAGAAGUAGAGGCUGCUGAAAGAAUAGAGCGUGCAGUUCUCGAGACGCUGAACAGAGGAUUUCGAACUGCUGACAUAUAUUCUGAUGGAACAAAGCUGGUAGGAUGCAAACAAUUAGGCGAAGAGAUACUGAAGUCGGUUGAAUCUCAUGUUCCAGCUGCGGCAGCAGUGUGAUUUUAAGACCAACUCAAUUAGUAAAACAGGCUUUGUUUGUCUUGGAGAUCAAUAUGAGUAUCAAAGCUGAAAAGCUAUCCCUAUAUUUUUAGAGCUUUGGCUUUCAUAUGCGGAUUUGUAUGUUGGUUUCAACUUUCAACACCCAACCUAUGUACUCUCCAAACUUGCAUUGAAUUGAACCCGGGGAUUAUAAGUUAGGUCCCCUCGUGACGAAUGUUAUAAUAGUGGAACAAUGAUAUGUAGAGGUUGGAAAUUUUCACUCCCAUUCUGAGAUAGAAACUACUUGCGACAAAUCCAUGGGGAUAUUCCAAAAUUUAAAAUGUGUGUGAUUUGAAUUGAUGUAUUUUGUCUUGCACAAGUAUCUAGUCUACUAGAAUGGUUUGCAGUUGAUAUGAAUAUAACAAACAUGGAUUCCCUGCACUA
This is a messenger RNA of Medicago truncatula (barrel medic), 1760 nucleotides long. Its product is annotated as 3-isopropylmalate dehydrogenase, chloroplastic. Gene Ontology annotation, molecular function: magnesium ion binding; 3-isopropylmalate dehydrogenase activity; NAD binding. The transcript is spliced from 11 exons. Bases 120 to 1337 code for a protein of 405 amino acids. Lineage: Eukaryota; Viridiplantae; Streptophyta; Magnoliopsida; Fabales; Fabaceae. Gene Ontology annotation, biological process: L-leucine biosynthetic process. The record is from RefSeq and is a predicted model, not a curated record.